GUGUCAAUAUCAAGACCUUGAAGUAGAAUAUGAGAGCCUUCUCUUUCAAUACAAUUGUGCAAGAGCUGAUAUUAAUCACCUCCAAAGUUAUGAAGAUAUUCAAUCAGUCCAAAAUCUUCAGAAUAAUUUAGACCAAAUCUGA
Funneliformis caledonium is the source of this 142-nucleotide messenger RNA. Lineage: Eukaryota; Fungi; Glomeromycota; Glomeromycetes; Glomerales; Glomeraceae. The record is from the annotation of a GenBank genome assembly.